This is a messenger RNA of Nasonia vitripennis (jewel wasp), 8867 nucleotides long. RefSeq names its product rho guanine nucleotide exchange factor 17. Gene Ontology annotation, molecular function: guanyl-nucleotide exchange factor activity; protein binding. The transcript has 25 exons. Lineage: Eukaryota; Metazoa; Arthropoda; Insecta; Hymenoptera; Pteromalidae. The coding region runs from base 622 to 6096 and encodes 1824 amino acids. The record is from RefSeq and is a predicted model, not a curated record. Gene Ontology annotation, biological process: actin cytoskeleton organization.
GAUCUUUUCACUUCGGCUCUCUUCGGCCCUCAUCCCGUCAUUAUUUUGACUCGCGCUCGCGCAUUAUAUCACCGCGCACACUCGGCCCUUCUCCGCACCAUCGGCCCAAACUCGCUCGUUGGGUACACACGCAUUUCUCUGCCUCUUCCUGUUCUUCUUCUUCUGCUUCUCUCUCUCUCUCUCUCUCUCUCUCUCUCUCUCUCUCUCUCUCGCUCUAUCUUGGCUCGCUCGUCGCCGCGGCGUUGUCCUCCUCCUCCUCCUCCUCCUCUUCUUCUGCACACGCAUCUUAUCCUCGGCGAUCUCGGUACACAUCGCGCGCGAGCCAGUACUCGGCUUCGCAUUUUGGCGAACGCCACGCGCGGACCUUUUGCGCUCAAAAGGCUCGAUAUUCUUUCGAUCAACUCGUCUUGCUGCUCGAGUGAGUGUUCCCUCUCUCUAUAAUCGAGGGUAAAUAGUGCGCUUCUAUAUUCGCGCCAAGCGUGGCCCCGUUUCUCGCGUUUGUGCGUUUAUAUUUACGUGUGUGCAGUGUUCGCUGGAAUGUACUGGACUGCUUCUGACGCUGGAUCGAUAGCACUCGAUGAGAUAUUUUCUCGAAACAUCGCCAGGAGGGAAGGAUGAAGGAUGCCCCGCUUUGGCGGAGACGGAGGUGGCGGCGGAGAAAGUGCAUCGGGGGAGUCUCAGAGCAACAGCAAUGCGCAGACAUCAGCUGGAUGGCUCGGAGGUGCCACCAGAACUGUGACCGGAAGCGCUACCGGGGCGAACUACGUGGUACUGGGUGGUACUCGCUAUGGACUCAGACUGUCGCAGGACAGCCUGCCGCCAGCGAGUUCCCGGGAGGAGUCCCUGGAGCGCGUCCGGAAGCGGAACUCCCACGAGAGCGAGUCCCGCGAGCGUCUGACCGAUGCGAAGCCGGGCUUCGACCUGGUGGCCAGCGACUGCUGCUGCAUCGGGCCUCGCGUCCGCCUCCUGCCCCUGGGCUCGCGCAUCCCGCUCUCCUGGACCAACAGCAGCAGCGGCAGUGGCGGCGCUCGUCAACAUCAUCUGGCCUCCUCCGCUUCUUCUACUCCGCAGCAGCAGCAGCAGCCGCCAAACUCGACGUCUAAUAAUAGCGGUCGGUGCUGGCCGCAGAGCGAGCAGCUCGUCGGCGGCGGCAGUCGGCGCAACAACGGCAAUCCGAAUUCGUCGUCGCCGGCCUCCUCCUCUUACUCGACGUCCUCCUCCUCCUCCUCUUCCUCCUCCUCGGCGUCUUUGCCAGCGGAACAGCCGAACGCCGCCAGUGCCGUUGUGCCGUCCGUGCCGCGACAGCUCGCCCAGUGGACCAAGCACCAGAGCCUCAGGCUACAGGAGCCAGCAGUGACAGCUGUGGACCGGCUGCAGAGAUUCCGAUGGAGCGGGGGCGGCGGCGGCGCAAGCGGCAAGAAGUCCUCGUCGCGCAGCAGCGACAAGGCCGAGCGGCUGCGCGAACUUACGGAAAAGCUCAAGGGCCCGGCGCCAGUACCGCCGCCCAGGCGACCCUCGAGAUUGCACGCAUCGUCGCCUCCGCCGCAGAUUUCUCAGGAUGAUGUCAACCAGAGCACGGCGGCGAGCAACCAGGCGUCGCCGUUCAGUCAGCAGCCGCUCAACCGUCGGGACGACGGCCGAGUCUCCUGCCGGAGCUUCACCUUCAGCGAGGGCAGCAGCAACCACCCGAACGUGCCAACCCUGGCCUCGGGCUCCAGUUCUCCAGCGCCGUCGUCGCCCCGCAACCAUAAUUCGCGUCAGCUGAACCGCAGUGAGAGUGUCGGUGAGGAGUACUACGGCGACCCGUUGAGCGCCGAUAACAAAGAGCCGAUUAACAGCAACGACGAUAACGACGCGAGUGUUAGUGCUGGUGUUGGUGCAGGUGCGCGACACAGUCGGCAGUACAGUGACUCGAUACUGCAUCAGGACAAUGCGAUCGACAGCUACGUCGAGAGCGCGAAUCAGGCGGCCGUGUGCUGCGAGAACGAGGCCAGGGAUGCUCUGGCUGGACUAAUGGAACCCAGGCCGCCCAGCUCGACUGGACUGUACCCGGGACAGAGGCAGGGUCAGCCGUUCAGAAGCGCGUCUUUCGGUCAGGCGGACUGCAAUUAUGGCAGCACUAGCAGCAGUGGCGGCAGGCCGUCCUCGUCGCUUGCGAAUUCCAGACGAGCCGCCUUCGCGGCAGCCUCGGCCGUUGAGAAGGAAGUGCGCGCCAGCACGUUGCCUCGCGUCCGUCGUCUCGACGACUCGUCCUCGCCCACUCCGUCCAUCGCCACAACCACCAUCGACGACACGUUAGCGGCCGCUCCGGUGGAGGAAGGAGCCUCGGCAGUCGCCGCACCGGCGCCACCGAGUCCGCGAGCCUCUUCGCCCAGCCUCACCGACAGCGCCGUCGGAUCCUCGGCCGAGGGACUCAUCGGACAGGGCUCCAACCCUGCCUCCGAAGUCCUGGGCGACGAGGCCUUUAGGCCCAGGAGCGAUGGCUCGGACAGCCUCGUCACGUCCAGCGCCAUAGCCAGUCCCGAGCCGAGCGAGAAGCGGAACAGCGAGGCUGCGAACGAGGAUCAAGCUCCAGGACACUCCGAGAAUGCGGAGGGGGCAGCCGAGGCUGCUGCGGUCAAGGAGAGCGUGAUCAAAGAAUGCCGCAUCGAGCCCCACGAGGUGAUAAUCACUCCACCGCUGGAAGAGCUCCUGGAGCAACAGCCAACGGCGAACCUUCAACAGCAGCAGCAACAGCAACAGCAGCAACAGUCGAACUGCCUGCGGCUGAGCGCGGCCAGCGAGGCCAGCGAGGCGCCAAGCGAGGCCAGCUACGCGAGCGAGGCCUCGACUAUCGCAGCUGCGGCCGCGGCAGCCGCAACGCCGGCCGGCAAGCUCCGGCGCUAUCGGGGCGACACGAGCAAACGGCGCAAGGGCGUCUAUAUAACCCAGUGGCCCGAGCCCGCGAGCGACGAGCUGCGCAGCAAGCUCUCCGGGCAGAGCAGCGAGGAGAGGGACGAGCCGCCGCCAUCCGCCACGCCGAGUGAUCUCUCCGACUGCGAGGGACAGGCGGGUCCCAGAAGGUACAGCAAGCGACCGCUGCGCGGUCCCUACGGCCAGAUGCUCGAGGCUGAGAUGGCGAAGCAGCCGCGACAGGCCACGGACCUCGUCGGCCUCGUUGCGGACGACGGGCUGCGCCAACGCCGCAAGGUCUCGGCGAACCUGUCCUUCAACGCGAGCAGCAGCAGCGGCGCCAGCGCCGAGGCCGCUGGACCGCCGACGCCCUGCCAUCAUCGCACCACAUCCAGCCCAAGCAAGCUCGAGGGUCUGCCCGGACCUAGUCCUGAACUUUUGGCCGAGCUGCUGCGCGGAUCAUCCGAGAGAGUCGCUCGGGCACCUGUGCAUCGAAACGAUACGCGCACUCAUGUUGUCGUCGAGUUAUAUGACACCGAACGUUCCUACGUCGAGGCCUUGCAAAUACUAGUCAAUAAAUACCUGCAUACCCUCAAGAGCCCGGAAAAUGCGCAUCUGGUGGACGCAGCCAUCGUCGAUGAGAUAUUCUAUCAGGUCCCUGCGAUCCUCAGUCACCAUGAGGUAUUUCUGGAGGAAUUACGCAAGCGCCUGGAGACCUGGGAGCUGCGGCAAACAAUCGGCGACGUCUUCCUCGAGGUGUUCACCAAGCCAGUGGUACUCGAGACGUACACGCUGUUCCUCGACAACUGGAAGUCCGCGAAGAAGGCCAUCAAAACGACGUGCCAGGCCAAGCCGGCUUUCGCUCGAUUCCUCGAGACGAUGGAGCGCGAGCACAAGGGCAAACUUGGCCUGGACCAGCUGCUGAUCAAACCUGUGCAGAAGAUUCCGCGGUACGAGCUACUGAUUCAGCGGCUGCUCAAGCAUACGGACACCUCGCAUCCGGACUAUCAGCUUCUCACCGCCGCCCUCAAGGAAGUUCACGAGCUCGUCGUCAAGAUCAAUUGCACCGAGAGGGAGUCCCUCGAGUGGGAGCAACAACAGACUACCCUAAAGGAGGUCCAGUCGCUGGUCGAAGGACUCGCCGGUAUCGUCACUAACGACAGGGCUUUCAUCCGACACGAUUUGGUGAGCAUCGCCUCCAACCAAGGCACGCGGAAGGAGCGCGGGCUCUUUCUCUUCUCGGAUCUUCUUGUUAUCACCAGCAUUAAGCGGCGGAGCGGAACGAUUAGGAAACCAUCCACGAGCUCUUGUCCCAACAGUCUGGUUGGUCUGCUGGAGGCGAACAAGUACAAGAUGCUCAUGAGGAUUCCCCUCGACGACCUGGAAGUUAUGAAAGCCAAAGACGAGAACCUGAGACGGAUGGCUCGAGAGGUGGACCACCUCAGGGAGGACUGCGCGACGUUGGGACAGCUUCAGGAACUCGCGGCGACGUUGCACGGAGCCAAGCAGCAACUCGAGGAUCUCAUCAAGGAGAUGCUGGGACAGACGCAGAAGCAACUGGCUGAACGUAACGCAGCCCACUCGCAACUCGCCUGCCUCGAGCUCACGCUUAACACGCAAGCUGGCAUGGAGAAUAUUUCUGUGAUGUUCGCGAAGCCUGACAAACGAGCCAGUUGGGAGGAGAGUUUCAACGAGGCUAAACAGAAAUUAGCCGCUUCGACCGACCGAAGGCCAGUUCCGGAGUUCGUGGGCCCACUGCCGGUGCGUAAAACGAGAGCCGGUCUACAGUUCACCUGCGCAGCACCUACGUUAGCGAACGGUCAAGGCGCCCGCGAUGUCUGGGUCUGCAACAGCGACGGUUACGUUGGCCAAGUUUGCGUACUGAGCUUGAGCCCGGAACCACCUCAGGUUACCUCUUGCAAUGGCGUGUGCAACGCGAGGAUCCUCUGCGUUGCCGGCAUUCCUGCCUGCACUACUGUAUCAAAUUCCUGCGCACCUAUUAACUUUGUUAAUAAUAAAAGUGGUGUUGGUGUUUCUAUUCAAAAUACGGACACGAGUAGUGGAAAUAUUCAACUAGACAGCUCGAGUUCCGACGACUCGGACUCGGACGACAUUCCAUGCGCGGACACGGCAAGUGCCUCGAUCGGCGGUGACGCCUCGAGCCUCGAAGGCGGCAUCGUUGACGAGGACUCGAACCAGCCGACCAUGUGGCUUGGUACCGAGGACGGCUGCGUCCACGUCUUCAACUGCAGCGACAACAUCAGGAUCAAGAAGAACAAGGUCAAGAUACUGCAUAGCAGUAGCGUUCAUUGUAUUAUAUAUUUGGACAAUAAAGUAUUCUUAUCCUUGGCGAACGGCGAUAUUACCGUUUACUCGCGAGAUCAUCUGGGUGGCUGGAACACUGCUGAACCGACAAGUCUAUCAGUCGGUACGGUAGCUUCCCCGGUGACGAAGAUGCUACCGGUCUCGGGCAAGCUCUGGUGUGGCAGCCACAACAGCGUCAAGAUCCUGAACACGUACUCGCUGGAGAUCGAGCACACGUUCACGGUUAGCGCCGACAGCAACCGGCCGAUAUCCUGUAUGGCCAGCUCGGGUGGCCUCGGCGUCUGGAUAUCGCUGCACAACAGCGCCGUUCUCAAGCUCUUCCACGCUGGCACCUACGAGUGCCUCGCCGACGUCAACAUUGCCCCGGCCGUCACCAAUAUGCUUGCCACAGAUUGCGAUGACAUAAUUCGACAGCACAAGGCCGCCUGUCUGAGGGUGACCGCACUGUUGGCGUGUAACGAGCUUCUGUGGAUCGGUACCAGUGCGGGGGUGCUGCUCACGGUGCCGAUACCCCACAUCAAGCCAUCCACACUGAGAAUGUCGCAGGCGCCCGUAGUAACUGGUAUACCACACGGUCACACUGGCCACGUGCGAUUCCUCACCUGCGUGGAGAUCGCUAGUCCACCAAAGAGCGAACCUCGACCCAAGGUCAAUCGCUACUCGCUCAAGGGAAGCAAGUCUCUGAUGGGUCAGCACAGCAGUAGUCUCAGCAGUUCAGGUAGUACCACGAGCAGCGGCUCCGGCGGUGCCGAACGCGGACGCUUACUUGUUAUAUCCGGAGGCGACGGCUACGAGGACUUCCGAGGACCUCAGGCCUCCGCCGAGCUGCAGGCUGGUCGCGAUGAUUCGACCAACCAUUUGCUGCUCUGGAAGGUUUGAUAGGGGCUAAAGCGACAGGGUCCAGGGAUGGAUCCCGGUGAUGAAAUUGACAGUGCCAGCGAAAGCGCGAUGGGGCAUGGUACGCCGACGCGCUCACGCACGACUUUGCGUCAGCAGCAGCAGCAGACGCUCGAGGAAGAUUUUCGACAACGCAGACGACGGGCUCUUCGCGACAGGCGAUCAACCCUCCAAGCUACCCGCCGGGAGUAUCACUCCUCCACGCGAUAAACAAGCGGCCUACAGACCGCCGCUGCUCUGGAUACCCAUAGCAAGCGGUUUUCUCUUUAUCUCUAUACAUAUAGAUUCUUCGCGCUCUUUUGUUUUGCUCUCGUUCCGUUAUGGGAUACGGAGACAAUAAAGUUUCUUUGUGGCAGUAGUGCGAAAGCAACAGUUGUCGAGGAAUCACAUCUGCGUUAUAGGACACGAUUGUCCAUACUUGAAGGCGUAACCUUGCGCGUAGUCAGACUGUGAAUGACGUUUUCUAUGAGUGUUUACCGAGGUGUCGUCGUGAGGUUUUUUUUCGAUUUGAACGGCAACUAUAUAGUCAGUUAAUCAUUGGUCUGUAUACUGUUCGGUGUUCGAAGAGAGAUGCAUUACCACGGAGUUAACGCAGUGUCAGCAGUAUUUCAAUAUUCGACGAUGAUGUAUUGCGUAAUCUCUGCAUAAUACACUAAAAGCUUAAAAUGAAGAAAAAUAUCUGUGAUGUCUCAUAGAGUUCGAUUGCGUACUUAGAAUCGAGGAUGAACCCAGUUUUGGUCGUCGCAUCAAGCAAUUUUCUAUACCGAGACAUUGUACUUCAGACAGGAACGCUUACACCCACUGUGAAUGUGUAACGAAAGACAAAAAGUAAAUUCGAAAUUCCCGUACCAAAACUGUGGCAUUUGUUCUAAGCUAACUGUAUACGCGAACGUUGACAUGCCUCUUAAAAUAAUUCUGCUUCGCUGUCAAAUAUUAUUUCUGUGCAUCGAGACUUUUGUAUUUUUGGUGAUCCAUCGAAAAAGGAGACACAUUUUAUAUUUGUUGAAUCGAAUGAAGCUGCUUCGCCAAAUGCCGGCGAAACGAUUCUUUGUAUUUGUUGGUAAAUUGAGAAGUUUUCGUUCAGAUGAUAACGAGUCUGAAGAAGCAUAAUAUACAUACGGCGUGUAUAACGUGUUCCUUGUAUGCCAUUAAACGCUGUGUAUUACGAGUUUUUUUUUAAGUACCUGAAGGGAGUUGACGGUAUACCGAGCUUACACGUAGAUAGCCAAAUCACGAACUGUCGUUUCGUGUAUAUUUUCAAAUGACGUAACGCGCGCCUAAAUUAUGAAUCGAAGUGGAUACGUUAUAAAGCAUCGUACCUAUCGCAGGACGAACAAGUGCCAAAAUCUACGUUUAUAUAUGUGUAAAUAAUACGACAUUUUUGAAAAAUAGCAUAUCGAUAUACGUAAAUCAAGCGACCUUCGCUUCGAAUGAUUUGCAAAUCUGCAAUUGUGCAAGGACAGUUUAUUUUUAACGAGUUAUCGUAGAAAACUACUAGAACUUUUCUUUCCGCUUUAUGGAUUUUAUCUUUGGACCUAAAAUAAUCAAUACACACGAACUACUGAUAUACACUACUAAGAUGAUUAAACAAUCAGCAUGAUUUUUCGAAGAUUACUAAGCAAAUGGAUAUAUGAAACCUAUAUACGCGUAAAUGUAUCGAUAAAACUUGCUUAAGCUGUAAAUACAUGAUAAUUCUUUGAGCAGAGGACGAUUUUUAGUAGCUUUUCAUCGACUAAAUAAAAUUAUUAUACAUGUACGUGUACUUGAGCCAGAUGAUUCGUUUCAACUAUAUGUAACGUAUUCACGUGUAACUCUAUAUGAAUUACAUUGACAGCAUGAAAUUUUUAUUGGUAUUUUUGUAACGUGAAUGUUAACAUUUGACAACAAAGCGUAGAUGCCCUUUUCAAAACCGUUUUCUUUGCAUCUGAUAGAUCAUUUGCGAUUUUGUACAUAACAAUUUAAGACACACUGCGUUCCGAAAAACAUUCUUACUCUUCUUUCGAUUUCGAAAAGAAGCUCUUACAUUGUUUUUCUUUUUUUUAUACAUACUCAAACUUUUGUUUAGAAUCUAAUGUAUAUUUAAUUGUGCACUUCUUUUGUACUUAAAAAGUACAUUAAAGAGAAUGAUUUAGUGUAGAGAGAUGAUUAUUACGAUUUUGUUGAAAUUAGCGAAGAAACCGUCGCGCAAAAGUUAAAUAGAAUUCUAACGAGAAGCAAAAUUUUGUACAUAGCGACGCGGAAGGACGGCUGCUCCAAUAUCGUUCGCGCCAGUUGAUUCGCAACUAGCGAGAAACAACUAUUCAAUAUGAAUAAUUUAACAAGUUUUCUCAACUCCCAUUAGUGAUCUGCCAUGAUUUAUCGUAACAACAGUACACUUCCUUUUUACGUUCUAACGCGGAGCAGGCAGGCCGAGUUUAUUGUAUAGUCGAAUGGAAAUGCGCAGCGAAUUUUUGUAUUUUGAAUAGAGAAGCGCGAUUGUUCAGCGAGAAAUGAGACGAGCUCGAUUAGAUCUAUAAUUGUCAAUUGUUGUGAAAUAUGUAAUUAUAGCAUUGAUGGUGUUAUCCACGUGUAUGUAUGAACCGGGUAUGUAUAUCGAGUUACGAGAAAAUCGCGGUAUAUUAUUUAUUACACACACAGUGCGUUAUGCAUGUUAUCGCGAUGCGAAGAAAAUUGUGGUAUAUAAUUCAUAAAGUUGAAUAAAACGACGGUACACACACACACAUAUAUAUAUAUAUAUAUAUAUUCAAUAUAAA